CAUUUUUAUUUUACCUAAACAGGACAAUAAUUAGUUGAUUAAUUAUAGAAGUAUAUGCUGAUUAAAUGAUAACAAAUAAAUAAAUACAAUAAGAUCUGAUACUGGGACCCAUUUUAAGAACCAAGGACCUGCAGCAGGUGGAGACGAUACCUGGUUGAAGAGUGCUUGUUGUCUGUCACCCACUGAAAUCAUGAAUUGAACAAUAGGGAAAGAAUAAAUUGGAGCCUCAAUUGGGGAAUCUGUGUACAGCAGCCAAGGAGCCACAACAUCCACUACAGAUUGUCCAGGACAGGGGUAGGCAACUCCAGGCCUCAAGAGCCGGUCUCCUGCAACUUAGAUGUGUUUUCACUUCAACACACCUGAGUCAAAUAAUGGGGUCAUUAGCAGAACUCUGGAGAACUUGAGUGCAUUUAGGAGGUGGUUCAGCUAUUUGAAUCAGCUGUGUUGGACCAGGGAGACAUCUAAAAGUUGCAGGAGACCGGCUCUCGAGGCCUGGAGUUGCCUAGCCCUGGUCCAGGAGGAUCUCUGGCCCCAGCUUGGCAUGCAGCUGGAUUUCUGGCCCCAACACGCUGAGUCCUUGGAUUCAGGUUUCCGAAGUCACCGGAUCCAGAGGCAAAAAAACCCUCUUCUGGUGACCCACAUGCGCACAGGUAGAUCACCUGAGUUGUAAAACUGGUAAAGAGGUUACGUCUUCUGAGGUCCACGGCUAGUGGAACACGUCUUCUUUGAUCCAUGUGUUUGUUGAAGUGUUUGUCUUCAACAAACACUUAGUUGAACACCUGAGUUACUAAACCCUGCAAGGAAUUUGGAUUUCCUGAGGAUUUGGAGCCAGUUUUAUUUAUUUAUUUUUGAGAAUUUGUUUUUGGUCAUAUUCUGGGCUCUGAGUUUACAUUUACAUGUUCACUGUUCCAUAGUGCCGUUUAACAUCUUGUUUGGUCAUGGCAAAUCUUUGUUAAAUACACCAUUUUAAUUUGAGUGUGUGUGAGAAAAUAUUUGCUUCUUUUUGCUCAUAAUUUGUAUAUUGACCCCUCUGAUAAAGCCUUGCUCACCCUUUGGCCGCCCCUUGAAAAAAAAGUCUAGCUCCACCACUGCUGCAAUGUGUCUGCAGAAGCUAACGCCGGCGCUCGUCCUUACUUCCAUGCUCUGGGAAACAGCAGCAAUGAAAACAAAUGCCACUUAUGGACUGGCUCAGUUGCAAACAACAGCCAAUAGCAUUGAGUCGACGAAAUGUGGCUUCUCAAGAUUUAUUGUCCUUCAAACACUAAAGUAUGUGCAAAUAGAGAUCUUCAGGACAUUGAGGGAAAAAAUAAUUCAUAGAGAGAAGAGUUUAACAAAACGCUAGCAAUGUGAUAGCCGUGGGGUGAAAUAGGGCCGGGCCUGCCUCAUGUGGGAUUCCUUUCUCUUCUGGUCCCCACCGACCCCCAUCUUCCCAGCAGCGGUGGGAUGUCCCAGGUGUGUCUCCUCUUGGCCUUGCUUACGCUCUCCAGCUGCACUAAGGGGUCCGUUGCUAACUCUCUGGAGCUUGUGAAGGAGAAGUGGAGCAACUACAAGGACAAUUGCACAAGCCAGAUCAAUUCCACGCCCCCUGCCACAGGGUUGGUGUGUAACAGAACCUUUGAUUUGUAUGCCUGCUGGCCUGAUGGACGUCCAGGCACCACAGUAAAUGUCUCCUGCCCAACGUUCCUGCCAUGGCAUCGAAAAGUUCAGCGGGGUUUGGUCUACAGGGUCUGCAACGAAGACGGCAAAUGGGGACAAAAGAACACCAGCGAAUGUGAUGACGAUCCCGGCGAGUCGGGUUUGCAGCAGCAGUAUGGCCGCAUCCUCAGCAAGCUGCGCAUCAUGUACACAGUGGGAUACUCCCUGUCACUCGGAGCGCUGCUCCUGGCUUUGGCCAUUCUCAUCAGCUUCAGGAAGCUUCACUGCAUGAGGAACAACAUCCACAUGAACCUGUUUGCUUCGUUCAUCCUGAGAGCGGUUUCCAUUCUGAUCAAAGACGCUCUGCUGAGCCUGUUGCUGGACCCAAAGAGCGGCAGCGAUGCCCAGACACAGGCCUGGGUCAACAUACCAGCCGUGAUGUGGUGCCGAGGCGCCAUGGUGAUGAUGCAGUACAGCGUGAUGGCCAACAACUACUGGCUGCUGGUGGAGGGCAUCUAUCUGCACAGCCUCCUCGUCAUCACUGUUUUCAGCGAGAAGAAAUACUUCUACAUCUACUUGGCCAUCGGCUGGGGUGCACCUCUCAUAUUUGUGUUGCCGUGGAUCACAGUGAAAUAUCUGUAUGAGAACAUAGAGUGCUGGGAGAGGAAUAUUAACAUGGGGUAUUGGUGGAUAAUCCGUUCUCCCAUAUUGUUUGCUUAUCUGAUUAACUUCUUCAUCUUCAUCCGAAUAAUUAAAAUCCUGAUGUCUAAACUUAGAGCUCAUCAGAUGAGAUACACUGACUACAAAUUCAGGCUGGCGAAAUCCACACUGACUCUCAUCCCGCUGCUCGGCAUUCACGCCAUCCUCUUCACCUUCGUCAUUGAUGAGUCUGUCCCGAAGGGCUCCAUGCUUCGCCUCAUCCGCCUCUUCUGUGAUCUCCUGUUCAACUCCUUCCAGGGCCUGCUGGUGGCCAUACUGUAUUGCUUCGUCAAUAAAGAGGUCCAGUCCGAGAUGCUGAAAAAGUGGAAGCGGUGGAAGCUGGGGAAAGACAUUGACGAGGAAUACCGCCACACCCACAGCCAGACGCCGCACGUCAAGAGCGGCAGCAUCGCCACGGGGAACCUGACCGACCUUCAGGACAACAACGCCAGCGACCCGAGCAAUGACUCGCCGCGCGCCAACAAGACCAACUGCCACCCGUCCCGCUCAGCGGCGCCCGAGGAAAACCGCAGGCUGGUGGUCUCCUACAGCAACGGGACGGGCAAAGCCCGAUCUGCCAAAAAUCAACAAGACCUGCAGUUCACUUUCCCACCUCGGAGAGGCGCCACCAGCAGGGGCAGCACCACCACAGAGGACAUCAGCCUGGAGGAUCGGGCGCAGCACCGCUUGUACCCACAGGAGGGAGACGAAACUUGUGUCUAAAGACGACAUUUUUUUGUGUCUGUUUAGCACAAAACUCUCAGCUUUCUAAAGAUUGUGCACCGAUGGUAACCUAAAGGGAAAAAAUAUGCAAAAAAAAAAACAUUUAGGUCACUUCUAAAAGGAAUCAAAAGAUAAGCAUACCAUGUUCAAUGUAAUAUUUAUUGCUUAUGAAAGACAGUAAGAAUGAUUUAACGAUCUGAAGUGAGCGUGACUGCGCAGCAUGUUUUUACAACAUCAAACCUUCACUGCCGUCAUCAUGAGGACCGAUGGGGUUAGAGGUUUGUUUGCAGCGGCGGACGCUGACUCAUGGUACACGACGGCUUUAAGAGCGCAGCAAGCGCGGCUCUUAUUUUCUCAGAUGUUAUGAGAACAGCCAGACUGAGGUAUUCACUCGAGGCAAAUGAAUUGUUGCACUUAAUGCCAGUAGUAAAAGCGCGUCAAGGCCGAGGAAGCCGCACUGAAGAUGGGGGCUUUCAUUUUCCAAAAGACUCUGUGAUUGUGUUGAAAUGACUGUGAUUAAAAUAAUCGAUGCCAAAAAAAAUAAAUGACAGUUCUAUAAAUGUAAUAAACAUUUUGCAUCAGUUGGGUUCUGCAUUGACAAUUUUUCAAGCUUUAUGCUUUUUUUUUUUAUACAAAUGGCAACAGUCUAUCCGUUUUUACAAGCAUUUUUGCUCUUAAUGGAAAAAAUAAGUAAAUUUAAAGCGUUUUGUUGUCGCUCGUAUAUAAUUUGAUUUUCACGUAGUCCAUAUAGUGCUCAUAUUAUAUUUAUGAAUUUCUGUGUGCCCAAUCAGUGAAAGAUUCACCACCACUGCUAAAAAUUGAAAAAAGACUUUCCUUUAUGAAAAUGUAUUUGAUGUAUCUUAUUGAAGUGAAUGUAACUCUCAACUGCUACAAUUGCACAGCCAUUUUCUAUGCACCCGUACUUUUUUUUUUCGUUUUCUGCUGGAUCAUGUUUAGCAGAAUGCAUCACCGAGUAAAGGUGUUAAAUUCGAUGAAAAAAAUGUCAAGUGAAGGUUUUAUAUCCACUUAAAUAACAUCUGACCUGUACAUUGUGAUGUAAAGAACACCAAUAGCUCAUUUCUAUGUAUUUAUGUUAUUCUGUCUGGAGUUUGAGUCAGGGAUCAUAUUUAUUUACAGAAGCGAGAUGUUGUUUUAUAAUGUGCUAGGAGAAUUGAGCCAGCGAGGAUUACCACAAAAAAAAAAAAAGAGACAGAAAACAUUUUGUGUUUGAAUGUGGCGUGUACAUUGUAACUAUAUUAAAUAAAGUAUUAAACAUUAAAAUGUUAAUGGCAGGUGGGUGAAGGGGCAGAUUAUUAUUUCCGGUGCACAUGGCUUGAAACUUAACAUGGUGUCAUUUUUGAUAUGUUUAAUUCCUACUUUAAACUUUAAGCAUUUGUCAAGAAGUCACCAAACUGUACAUGGUUUAAGAAAAAGAAACUUUUUUGUGUCAAAUUUCUUUUUGUGAAUCCAUAAAAAAUAAAUUCUGUCGGCAAAGAAUUGA
Poeciliopsis prolifica (blackstripe livebearer) is the source of this 4558-nucleotide messenger RNA. RefSeq names its product glucagon receptor b (gene gcgrb). Gene Ontology annotation, biological process: cell surface receptor signaling pathway; adenylate cyclase-activating G protein-coupled receptor signaling pathway. Gene Ontology annotation, molecular function: peptide hormone binding; glucagon receptor activity; gastric inhibitory peptide receptor activity. Gene Ontology annotation, cellular component: plasma membrane. The transcript is spliced from 15 exons. Bases 1444 to 3057 code for a protein of 537 amino acids. NCBI's taxonomy places the organism in Eukaryota, Metazoa, Chordata, Actinopteri, Cyprinodontiformes, Poeciliidae. The record is from RefSeq and is a predicted model, not a curated record.